AUGGCACACGCCAAGAAGGAACAGUAUGCUAUGCCCGCAUUCAACUGCACCUCGUCAUCAACCGUCGUCGCAGUCCUCGAGGCUGCACGCGACGCAAAGGCGCCCGUUCAGAUCCAAGUAUCUCAGGGUGGCGCUGCUUUCUUCGGUGGCAAAGGUCUCAAGAACGACAAGCAGCAAGGCUCAAUUGCAGGCGCCGUCGCUGCAGCCCACUACGUUCGCGCCAUCGCACCCGCGUACGGCGUCCCCGUCGUGCUCCACUCGGAUCACUGCGCAAAGAAGCUUUUGCCCUGGUUCGACGGCAUGCUCGAGGCAGACGAGGCCUAUUACAAGGAGCACAAGGAGCCCCUCUUCUCGUCCCACAUGCUCGAUCUCUCCGAGGAGAGCAAGGAGGAGAACAUCGAAAUUUGUGUCAAGUACCUCGAGCGAAUGGCAAAGAUCAACCUCUGGCUCGAGAUGGAAAUUGGCAUCACAGGUGGCGAGGAGGACGGCGUCAAUAACGAGAACGUCGACAAUGCGAGCUUGUACACGCAGCCAGAAGACAUCUGGGAUAUCUACCAAGCCUUUUCCAAGGUGACCAACAUGUUCUCGAUUGCCGCUGCCUUCGGCAACGUUCACGGCGUCUACAAGCCCGGCAACGUCCGCCUCCAUCCCGAGCUGCUCGCCAAGCACCAGGCAUACGUCAAGGACCAGCUCAAGACUGAUGAUCCUCGUCCCGUCUUCCUCGUCUUCCACGGUGGCUCCGGCUCGACCAAAGAUGAGAUUGCCACCGCGCUCAACAAUGGCGUCGUCAAGAUGAACGUCGAUACAGACACGCAAUACGCCUACUGCGUCGGCUUCCGUGACUACUUCAAGAAGAACGCCGACUACGUCGCCACUCAGGUCGGCAACCCAGACAAGCCAGAUGGACCCAACAAGAAGUACUACGAUCCUCGCGUAUGGGUCCGCAAGGGAGAAGAGACAAUGAAGGAGCGAUGCACAGAAGCGCUCAAUGAUUUGCGCUGCGUUGGUCGUCUCUAA
Molecule: messenger RNA, 1017 nt
Organism: Mixia osmundae IAM 14324
Lineage: Eukaryota; Fungi; Basidiomycota; Mixiomycetes; Mixiales; Mixiaceae
Exons: 6
Coding region: 1-1017 (338 amino acids)
Biological process (GO): gluconeogenesis; glycolytic process
Cellular component (GO): cytosol
Molecular function (GO): zinc ion binding; fructose-bisphosphate aldolase activity
Source: RefSeq, a predicted model, not a curated record